AUGUACUACCUGAGGAGGCUGAGAUCCUUUAACAUCUGUGGAAAGCUGCUGAGGUUGUUUUACCAGUCUGUUGUCGCCAGCGUCCUCUUACAUGCUGUGGUGUGCUGGGGUGGAAGCAUCUCUAAGACAGACCUUUCUCAGCUGGAGAAGCAAAUCAGGAGGGCCAGCUCAGUGGUUGGCACAAGGCUUGACUCUCUGGCAGCAGUGGCAGAGAGGAGAACCCUACAGAAACUUGAGGAUAUCCUGGACAACACCAGGCACCCUCUGUACAUUGUCAUCAGCAGCCAGGAAAGCAGAUGGUCACUAAACGGAACGCUCAUUGAUCUGGGGAGCGACUACCGGCGUCACAUGUCUGGGGGCAGCCUGAUCAUUAGGAACCUGGACAAGGACCAAGACAGCGGGAUGUACCAGUGCACGGCUUUCAACACGCUGGGCUCCAUCCUGAGCCGCAGAGCCAGCAUCCAUUUCGCAUAUCUUGACAGCUUCAAAACGCAGUCGGUGAGGAGUGCAGUGAACGUCCGUGAGGGCCAAGGAGUGGUUCUUUUAUGUGGAGCUCCCCCACAUUCUGGAGAGCUGAUAUUUGCGUGGAUCUUCAAUGAAUACCCGUACUCUGUCCAACAAGACAGCCGAAGAUUCAUCUCCCAAGAGACCGGGAGCCUGUAUAUAGCCAAAGUGGAGCCCUCUGAUGUGGGCAACUACACUUGUGUGGUGAACAACACAGUCACAAAGCAGAAAGUUCUCAGCUCCCCAACACCACUGGUCCUCAGGAGUGAUGGUGUAAUGGGUGAGUAUGAGCCCAAAAUAGAAGUUCAUUUUCCAGAUUCAGUUCCAGCUGCAAAAGAAUCCGUGGUCAAAUUGGAAUGUUUUGCUCUGGGAAACCCUGUCCCAGAAAUAAGCUGGAGGAGACCAAGUGGUGUCCCUUUCCCCAGCAAAGUUAAAAUGAAGAAUUCGAAUGCUGUCCUUGAAAUCCCUAAUUUUCAGCAGGAAGAUGCGGGGAUGUAUGAAUGUAUCGCAGAGAACCGGAGAGGCAAAAACGCUGCUCGAGGUCGGAUUUCUUACCAUGGUAAGACAGAAGUCAAAAAAAUAUUCUUCAAAGCAGUCCUUUUGUUUCUCUAAAUG
Messenger RNA from Poecilia latipinna (sailfin molly), 1119 nucleotides. RefSeq names its product contactin-3-like. Gene Ontology annotation, biological process: axon guidance; brain development; cell-cell adhesion. NCBI's taxonomy places the organism in Eukaryota, Metazoa, Chordata, Actinopteri, Cyprinodontiformes, Poeciliidae. Gene Ontology annotation, molecular function: cell-cell adhesion mediator activity. The coding region runs from base 1 to 1116 and encodes 371 amino acids. The record is from RefSeq and is a predicted model, not a curated record. The transcript has 6 exons. Gene Ontology annotation, cellular component: axon; plasma membrane.